Molecule: messenger RNA, 2043 nt
Organism: Corythoichthys intestinalis (scribbled pipefish)
Lineage: Eukaryota; Metazoa; Chordata; Actinopteri; Syngnathiformes; Syngnathidae
Gene: cd34
Product: CD34 molecule
Exons: 9
Coding region: 22-1062 (346 amino acids)
Biological process (GO): cell adhesion
Cellular component (GO): membrane
Source: RefSeq, a predicted model, not a curated record
GAAGGGCUUGUAUGCGUAGAUAUGUCAUGCUGGAGGAGAAAAGCAGGAAACAGAAGAGGAACUGGAUGCGGGAGUGGCGAUCGAUGGCUCGCCACCUCCAGCACGCGCUCCCAUCCCUCUCUGACCAUGUGGAGGAGGAACAGCAUUGCUAUCUUCCUGGUGCUCUGCACAGUACUAUUAUCCAAUGAUGUGGUGGGCCAAGAGGAACCAGUAACAGAUGCAGCACCAAGUGAUCCCGUAGCAGAUGACAAUAGCGUCACUCCUACUAUCAUGGACCCAGACGCCCAGCCAGUAACCACCAUUGCUCCAGACUCAGGUGUCCCGGCAGAGGAUGCACCUGCUGAAAACACACCUCCCUCAGUAAUCAGUUCCCCCAGUCCUGACAACCAAGAAGGUGGUGCCUCAGGUACCACAGCUGGCACCAGUGCUUCCGUUGAUGUGAUUAUUGAUUCGUCUGAUCUUUCCAACAUCCUUAAAACAAAGCCCAUAGUGGAGUGUGUCGGGAAGGAGGAGAUCGAACAGAGCAAAGCUUUCAAGACUGUGGUCACUACAAGUGACUGUGAGGAAACUAAAAAAAUUCUUGAAGAGAGCAGCAUAUACUGUUCGACCGAAGACUGCCAUGUGAAAGUCUUCCAGGAGGGACAAAACAUGCAGAUGGUCUCGAAAGAUGCUAAACCAAAUGUCGUGCUUGAAGCCCUCAAAGGGGAAUUGAAAGACAAGUUGGGAGUAACAAAAGUGGAGGAACCAUCGUCUUCAUCAUCGGGCCGCUCUGUCUUUGUGGGCGUCCUGAUUACCGGUCUGCUGGUUGCGGCUGCCAUUGUUGCUGCGUACUGCAAAUGCCAGCGCCGACCUGACAGCAAAGGAGUGAAAUUAGCAGAGGAGGCUUAUCCAGUGGAUCAGCAGAACCAGGGAAACACCCUUGUGUCCGUAGCUCCACUUAUCCCCCCGACAGAAACCCAAGAGAAACCCAAUGUGAACGGGGAAUCUCCUGAAGCUGCCAAGACCGAGUCUCCUCCCACUAAUGGCCACUCCGCCACUAAGACUGCAGACACCGAGCUGUGAACCCCCUUACACCCACUUACGCACACAUACACAUCCACCCCGUCACACACACAAACACAAACAAGCCCCACCAUCCCGCCUCAGACCCACCUACAUAGUCAUCAGGGACAUCGACACGGCUAUGGCCGCCCAUAUUCCCUUCUCUCCCGCGUUCCACAAUAAGCGUCAGCAAAAGUAGUCAGAUAAUGAUUAAAAUAGGAACGGUGGAUGUUAACGACGGCUCAGUUUCUGACUUAUUGACGGAACUUGACCCAGAGAUGGGAGUUGAGCGCUUUUGGGUGGGACAAAAAUGUUUUUUAGCAUGACUCACCCAUGACCGAGUCCCACGAGGGCUGUAGCGAGUUUGUUUUGCCGACACCCAUCAGCCCGCGUGUCAUCAGGCUUCUUCUGCUAACUGUAUAUAUAUGCAUGACUUCAUGUGAUCUUGUUUUACAUUCUAAUGUAAAUGUGUACAAAAGGUUUUGCCAUUACAAGGAAGCUAAAACUUAAACUCGUAAUUUUCACAUGUGCCUUCAGAGGCUGACGUUGCCAAGACCAUCAAUCAACAUCUAACUCAGCAAGGUUACGCAACAGUGUUAUUUCCUAUACAUUAUACUGUACUGUGUAUGCUAUUUUAUAUCAGUAUUCUAUUGAGCAGUGUGAUGUCAUUGUUGUCUCGUUUUUGUCUAUUAUUAUCAUCGCGUCUGUUCUUUUGCUACAACGUGCCCGAGUUUUUCACUUGAAAGAUUUUUGGACAACAUGAACUCUGGCACACAUUUACAAAGCAAGCAAAGUGCAUCGUGGUGCAAGUGUGAUCUUUUUUUUUUUUUUUUUGUAGAUUUUAGUUGCAAGAGAUUCAACGCAGAAGAAAACUACUGUUUAAAUGUUAAACUGGAACCCUGAUUUAAUUUUGUAUCGUGUUAUUACUCACAUUCCACUGUGACUGUUUUGUUUUACUAGCAGCCAGCCAUUUUAAAUUGACUUUUUAAGAUCAAAAGAAUC